GUAUCCAAUUUAGUAGUGAAGGAAAGAGUCAUAAAUUGUAUUAAAAGCUAGAUAGUGAGUGGAUUCAAUCCAACUCCAAAACAAACCACUUAUAUUUAUAAGGCAGAGCUGAGUAUUGAGCAGUAACAACCACCACUAACAACUUUGUGCUUUUUGUUCUAACUUCAAUAAGCAAAAGUGUUGGUACUUUUCAAGUGUGAGCACAAAAGAGAAUUUUGAUAAGGUUCAGUUGAGAUCUGGGCUGUUUGUUUGUGGAAGGAAGGGAUUAUUAAAAUGGGGAAUGUGGGAAUACUUUGGGUUUGUUUUGUGCUUUUGAUGGCAAUUCAAGCAAUGGAGGUUCCUAAAGCUGCACCAGUGGAUCCAAUUUCAGGUUGAGCCAAUUUCUUUUACCACCUACAAACUUGCAUCUCUAGGCUGCCUUUUGUAUCAUUCGGUUCCUCAAGAACAAUCCUGAGAAAGGACUAUUUUUUCCAUCUUGUUCCUUAUUUCAAAUCAAAGGCUUCUACGAUUCUGAUUGGGGUACAUGUUAAGACACAAGAUGUUCUGUUAUGGGCUUUUUCUUCUUCCUUGGUGAUUCGUUAAUUUCAUGGAAAAGUAAUAAACAAUCCACUUUUUCACAUUCUUCCUCUUGAAUCAGUUGUUCUAUACUAUACGAAACACAUUGAAAUGGAUUGUCACGUAGUUCGCGAUAAGAUUCAAGAUGGAAUUCUUCACUUAAUGUCGAUACCUUCUGCUGAGCAGAUAAUAAGAAAAUCUUCAAGGAAAAGCGAUCUCGAUUACGCCCGGUUGAUAACAUAUUCAAGCUUCCAAUUACAUCAAAUUCAUGGCCAGAAGGUAACGGUUUCGCGAGUGGAGUCCUUGACCUAGGAAAACUACAAGUGUCUCAAGUAUCAACAUUCAAAAAAGUUUGGGGUGCCUACGAAGGAGGACCGGACGAUAAAGGUGCCUCAGUCUACGAACCAUCAGGAAUACCUCAAGGAUACUCUAUGUUAGGUAGCUACAGCCAACCAAACAACAAGCCACUUUUUGGAUAUGUUCUUGUUGCAAAAGAUGUUUCUCAAAGCACAAGCAAUGGAACUUUAAAAUCCCCAAUUGAUUACACAUUUGUAUUCAAUACUACAUCUUUUUCAGCUUCACAGGAUUUCUCUUUGUUUAUUUGGCUACCAGUGGCACCUGAUGGUUACAAAGCUUUAGGCCAUGUUGUCACCACAACAGUCGAUAAACCUUCACUUGACAAAAUAAAGUGUGUAAGAUCAGACCUCACUGACCAAUGUGAAACUUCUUCAUGGAUUUGGGGAUCCAACAACUUCAAUUUUUAUGAUGUUAGACCAUCCAAUAGAGGUGUUCAAGCUCCUAGUGUUCGGGUCGGAACCUUUAUCGCACAAAUCGGCGAGGCUAGUAACCCUCCAUCAAUUUCAUGUUUGAAGAAUCUCAAUUCUAUUACACAAAUAAUGCCUAAUCUGAAACAAAUUGAGGCAAUACUUCAAGUUUAUUCUCCAUUUCUAUACUUACAUCCUGAUGAAAAAUACUUACCUUCUUCAGUUAAUUGGUUUUUCUCCAAUGGAGCAUUACUAUACAAGAAAGGUCAAGAAUCAAAUCCUGUUCCAAUAGCACAAAAUGGAACUAAUCUUCCUCAGGAUCCUAACACUGAUGGUGAAUAUUGGAUAGACUUACCUGUUAAUGAUGCAAACAAAGAGAGGGUUGAAAUUGGAAAUAUACAAAGUGGUGAAUCUUAUGUACAUGUUAAACCAAUGCUUGGAGGAACAUUCACUGAUUUUGUGAUGUGGGUUUUCUAUCCAUUUAAUGGACCUGGAAGAGCAAAAGUAAAGUUUAUAAAUAUUAAAUUAGGGAGAAUAGGUGAACAUGUUGGUGAUUGGGAGCAUGUGACAUUAAGAGUAAGUAACUUGGAUGGUCAAUUAUGGCAUGUAUAUUUCUCACAGCAUAAUCAUGGUUCAUGGAUUGAUUCAUCUCAACUUGAAUACCAAAAUGAUACUAGAAGUGUUGGUUUUCCAACUAAAAGACCCAUUGUUUAUGCUACAUUACAUGGCCAUGCAUCAUAUCCACAUGUUGGUCUUGUUCUACUAGGGAAAGAUGGUGUAGGUGCAAGAGAUGAUACUGAUAGAGGUGGAAAUGUUAUGGAUUUGGGAAAAUUUGUUUUGGUUUCUGCUGAUUAUUUAGGGAAAUCUGUAAUAGAGCCACCAUGGUUGAAUUUUUAUAGGGAGUGGGGUCCAAAUAUUAAUUUUAGUCUAGAUGGUGAAUUGAAGAGUAUUGAGAAGUUUUUGCCUGGAAAACUGAAAGAUCGUUUUGAAAAUUUUGUUAGGGGUUUACCAAAGGAACUAUUGGAAGAGGAGGGACCUAUAGGUCCAAAGCAAAAGAAUAAUUGGAGUGGUGAUGAAGUUUGAAUUUUGUUGGAUUUAGUUAAUAUUGAUUCUUACAAAAUUUAAAAUUGAAUGUGAGAAUAAUGUAGUUGGUGGAAUUGUAUAAGGGGCUACAGUUUGAGUUUAAUUUGAAAAUACAUAAACAAAUUAAACGAUAUUAGCAGUAGCUCCAAAUUUUUCUUUUCUAUGGCAUGUACAAUAGCUUCAAAGUCAUUUUCUUUUGUUCCGUCAAUAUUUUCAAA
Molecule: messenger RNA, 2620 nt
Organism: Cicer arietinum (chickpea)
Lineage: Eukaryota; Viridiplantae; Streptophyta; Magnoliopsida; Fabales; Fabaceae
Source: RefSeq, a predicted model, not a curated record